This is a messenger RNA of Patiria miniata (bat star), 1044 nucleotides long. Its product is annotated as kappa-type opioid receptor-like. The record is from RefSeq and is a predicted model, not a curated record. Gene Ontology annotation, biological process: G protein-coupled receptor signaling pathway. Gene Ontology annotation, molecular function: G protein-coupled receptor activity. The transcript has a single exon. Gene Ontology annotation, cellular component: plasma membrane. Lineage: Eukaryota; Metazoa; Echinodermata; Asteroidea; Valvatida; Asterinidae. Bases 1 to 1044 code for a protein of 347 amino acids.
AUGAAUGGAACAAUAAGACACAGCGACGGACUGACAACCCAUGAGAGGCAGCUUGCCCGUGAUGUCGAAGCUCAUGCUCAAGACUACGAAGACAUAAUCCAUCACUUUAUCAAAAUCGUUGCCCCCAUUGGAAUCGUUCUGAACUCAAUUUUUCUCUUCGUGGUAAUUCGAGUGAAGUCCAUGCGCACGAUCAUCAACGUCUAUCUGUCGAAUUUAGCAGUGGCUGACGCUGUCUAUCUGAUUCUGGCCAUGUCGACAACAUGGGCAACAGAAGAUACACACGUAGCUUCAGGUGCUUUCCUAGCUGUUAACAUAGCUUCUUCAACUAUGCACAUUGCUUCGUACUGCUUCGUGACUGUCAUAGCGGUUGAGAGAUUCUCCGCUGUACGCCAACCACUAACCCAGAGAGCGCGAGCGAGCAAGUCACGAGCAGCCAAGGUAUCGGCAGGCGUAUGGGUUGUGGCAGUUGUCACUGGCACUUUGGGUGGCCUCGCAAAUGAUACCAAUUAUGUCACUAACGUGGUUUUCAAUCAAGUAUGUGUGGUCAUCUUCAUCUUGAUUUACCUGGCUACGUUUACCAUAACUAUUUCCUCGCAUAUUUACAUCGUUAUUAAGUUAUGCCACAGUGACCGAGAGCGUCAAGCAGGCCAAACCCGUCGAGUUUACCCCGUUGUCCGCAUGCUGGUCAUCAACACUGCUGUCUUCUACGUGCUCAAUACAUUGGACAUCGUUUACCUUGUCGUCUACCUUAUAUUCCUGUUCUCCUUGCACUCAGCAGCAGAAGCUCUCGAUAUCUACUGGACCAGUGUUGACAUGUUGUUCUGCGCAGCAAUCUUUCGCUUCAUCAACAGCUCCAUCAAUACUCUGGUGUACAGCGUGACGAACAGUCAGUAUCGAGCAGCUUUCUUGGAGGCUUUCCCCCCGCUGGCAAAGCUCCUUCGACAGUGCCACCGCUGCCGCCGACCGCAGCAGACGGAGCAGAUAGAACUUCGAGCGAUUCCACCAGCAAAGGCCGCUCAAGAAUCACCGGCCCAAGCGAAUUGA